Bradysia coprophila is the source of this 2404-nucleotide messenger RNA. RefSeq lists its product as uncharacterized. Gene Ontology annotation, cellular component: cytoplasm. Lineage: Eukaryota; Metazoa; Arthropoda; Insecta; Diptera; Sciaridae. The record is from RefSeq and is a predicted model, not a curated record.
UCAGACGUCAUUCUUGUACGAUUUUCGUUCCACAAAAAUGGUAAACAAAAAAUAAUUGUUUUAGAUUGAACAAUUCAAGUUUCAUCGGAAAACAGCAUCUCAAGUAAAUUAAACCAACGUGCUUAUGUCUCAUUGUGAUGAGUCAAAAUUGCGAAGAAAGUCCAAUAUCGGACAAUAAGAUGGACAUAUCGGAUACAACCACAGCAUCUCAGGAAUCGCCAUCAGAUGGUGACCAAUUGAUACGGCCUAAUGAUAUACAACAAUCCACAAACUUAAACGAAGAUAGUGUGUCACAGAUAUCGACAACAGCAAUAACCGAACUGACCGAAAGCCCAUACAACAGUAAUACGCUGGAGUAUACAUCGAGAAGCAAUAGGGAAUUGGACAAUCGUAAUAAUUGUUUAACCUUGGAGGAAGAUGAAAAUGUCACCAACCAUCACACAUCGACAACAUCGAUGCCCGAUUCUAGGAGUGGGUUUACUUUGGCAUCCAGCCAUCCGCUGAUGUCGCCAAACGACUCAGAUUCGGAGAAUGGUCAACCCACCAAACAUUUCAACUAUCCAGAUGUUGUACCUGAGCCGUUGCGUUUAGCUAAUCCAAAACCCAAAGCUAAAGCAAUUGACUCGAUGUCAACAUCAUCAGCAACAGCAACCACAACAACGACUAGUGCUUUAAAUCAGACGCUGGACGUCAUUAACAGUGGGGUGGAGAAUAUUUCUCUGAUGUCACCAAGCAAAUCAGAAUCGUUGCACGGAAUGAGUUCGGAUUAUCUGAGCAGUGGCGAAUCCGAACCGGAUUUAUCUCAGUAUCAGGCCACUGUAACGCCGACAUUUCAAUCGGUCGCAUUGGUUUCAAAUAGUUUUAGUCGUCCCGUGGACAAUACAAUGCCGGUAACACAACGAAAAAUAACGCUGACAUCGGAAUUGAUGUCUGAAGAUGUCUCAUCGGAAGAUUCGAUGUCGAACAGUUUCGACGAGGACAAUGAUAGUAAUUUGGUGUCGGCUAGUGUUUCGAGUAGUGUCCUCGACGAAACGUUGAACGAUAUCGACAAAGAUGAUGAGAAUGAAUCGGCCUGUAAUUUACCUGUGGAUCGCAUACCGCCCUAUUCAGCAGCCGAGGAGUCCAGAGACUUGAGAAAUUGGCAAAAAAUUACUCUACCCGAUGGCCGUACGAGAGACAUCGACAUGAAAGUAAUCGAGCCAUACAAACGUGUGUUAUCGCAUGGUGGAUACUUGAAUGCAGGUGGACACAAUGCCAUUGUCGUAUUUAGUGCGUGCCAUUUGCCUGAUCGUUCACGAGCCGAUUAUCACUACGUCAUGGACAAUCUGUUUUUGUACGUCGUUAAGACUCUGGAACAAUUGGUCACGGAGGAUUACGUUCUCAUUUACUUGCACGGUGGAUCCAGUCGAGGAAAUGUUCCGCCGUUCCCGUGGCUAAAAAAGUGCUAUCAACUUCUGGAUCGACGUUUGCGUAAAAGUCUCAAGAAUCUAUUUAUGGUUCAUCCGACAUUUUGGCUGAAAUCUGUGGUUUGGAUGGCCAGACCGUUUAUCAGUUCUAAAUUCUGGCGAAAAUUGGUUUACAUUCGUACGUUGGAAGAGUUGUAUCAUUCAGUUCCUGUUGAGAAAGCGGCCGUCCCAGAAAAGGUUAAAAAAUAUGAUGUAAAAUAUGCAUAGGAACAACGUUACAGUAGUGAAUUUAUGCAACAGGUAAGGUUGUUGCAUCAAAUUUUUGAAUUCUCUUUGUCUGGGAACAGCACUCUCAUAUUUAUUGUUUGUGAUAUUUUGAAAUUUUAAUUUAAAGUUGGAAGAAGAACCGGAAACUCUCAUUCCUUUUUUGUCUAUGAGAAUUUAAAACUGCAAGAGAAGAGUAAGGUGCGAUAAACAAUAGAUAUUUGUAAUAACGAAAAACCUUCAUAUUUUCAUAAAUUGCGAUUUAUAAUGUGAAUGGGGUCGGGGUGGGAAUUGUUAUGUACAUUUUGAAGGAUAUACAAAAAGUGUACGUAUUACAUGCAUGCAUCAAUAUAAAAUCUAUAGUUUUGCUAAUCGAUUAUUAUCGAGAAACAAAUGGUUCACUAUUUUGGCCAAAGUUUAUUUCCUUUCGCAAAAUAGAGUGAAUACAAUAAUAAUUGUUUCUUUAUUGCACAGAUUUAUUAAACAACAACAACAAAACAAAAACAAAAUUACAAAUACGAGUAUACAUCGAGUAGAUAAAUAAAAUCUUAUUCAGAAUAUUAUAUUAAAUGCUCUGCACUGCGUUUACAACAACUCAAUAAUUUAUAAGUAUGUGUGGUGCAACCGGAUUAUAUUUAAAUACAGAAAAUGAAGAAGAACAACUAUUGUAAAUAAUGUGGAAAUAAAAAUUGGUAUGUGAAAUUACAUGUAAUAAAAGUCUAAGCAAUCAAUAA